AGUGAGAAUCUUCUGCUUUCUCUUGGACAUCUUGGGUUUGUCAUCUUUCUGCAAAAUGGAACGAACGUAUUAAGGUGAAUCCAAUGAAGGCCAAGACAUUUCAACAGGAUCGACAAUGAUUAGCUAUGAUUCCCCGUUUGUUACGUCUUUUCUUGCACUAUACUUAACCUCGAUUUUCCAACUGAUUCACGACAUAGGAACCGUAAUAAUUGCAAAUCUUUGACAUGAACAGGAAAGACGCGCGUUUUCAGCAAAAUUCUCGCGGCAUGAAUGAACAAGCUGAACUGGGUUCUUACCGGUAUCACCCCUAUCCUGAAUUCGCCGAAUUUUCCUCUGAACAGGUGUAUCUUCUGAAGGACAUCUUCGACGACGCAGAUUACAACAAAGAUGGCCGAAUCGAUGUCACCGACCUAUCCUACAUAUUCGAGAAGUGGGGAUUCCCCAUAGAGCUAAAGCAUUCCGCAGAACUUAUUCGCAGGACGGAAAUGAACGGAGGCAAUACACUAAUCUUCUCCGAUUUUAUGACUCUCUGGAGAAACAUACAUGAAGGCGACGUGCCUGCAUCCAUGCGCAAUCAGCUGCUGAGAACAGUUGAAGUAUUGGGAAUUAGACCUAAUGGAGAGCAAUCGACUAAACUCAGAUUCGCCGGAGCAAAAGGCUUUUUCGAGCAAAACACGCGAAUGCCAAUUCACCAACAGCAGAGUCCGGAGAAAGAAGAAACAUUAAAAGCCAGAUUUUGCGCCAACACAACUCGUGGACGCAACAGCGGAGAAAAAGAUCCGCGAUGGAACGAGUACUACGGAUGAUUCCUUUUUUCUCUUUGGAAUUGAAAUUGUAACGAAAAUUGUCAUCGGAUUUAUUCCCCGAAGCACUGUAGUAAGGAUUUAAUCAUGCGUGGUUUCAUUCGCGAUCUCACAAAACGCUCUUUUCACGUGUUUAAACUUCCUAUUGAACUUGAUUACAGUGGAGUACUCCCUUCCAUCACUUUUCCUGCCUAGAGUUCUUACGAGCGUCCGCUUUACCGGAGAAUCAACUUCUAGAUGAAUAUUUCAUUUCCUCGACGAGGUUUUUCUUCUCAUUUUCCUGCUUUAAGAAAUUCUUCAAAUUUUUGACACGUUCAAAAUACGAGAAAAUGAAUUCCCCUUGUUGAUGCAAUUUCUUAUAAUUCCUGAGCUUGACACGUUAGCGAAAGACCAGAUUUAAUCAUCGACGCACUCAAGAUCUUUCUCGACACGUACUGCAAAGAAACCACUCCAAAAAUGAAA
This is a messenger RNA of Notodromas monacha, 1265 nucleotides long. The record is from the annotation of a GenBank genome assembly. Lineage: Eukaryota; Metazoa; Arthropoda; Ostracoda; Podocopida; Cyprididae.